Morchella importuna is the source of this 1545-nucleotide messenger RNA. RefSeq lists its product as uncharacterized. The transcript is spliced from 8 exons. Gene Ontology annotation, biological process: transmembrane transport. Gene Ontology annotation, molecular function: transmembrane transporter activity. Gene Ontology annotation, cellular component: membrane. The record is from RefSeq and is a predicted model, not a curated record. The coding region runs from base 1 to 1545 and encodes 514 amino acids. NCBI's taxonomy places the organism in Eukaryota, Fungi, Ascomycota, Pezizomycetes, Pezizales, Morchellaceae.
AUGGAGAAGGAUACGCACUCAGUGGUAGUUGGAGAUGCAUCCAGCAGCAGCUCACCCUCACCGACCACCGUCAGCCAAUCCAAACAUGCGGGCAUGGAUUCUGCACUGGCAUACAUCCAGAAUGCCGGAAGCAAUGGAGACGAGGCAACGGGGGCGAGUGACAAGUCUCUGCUGAGGAAGAUCGAUUGGAGGAUUGUUCCCAUCAUGUUUGCAUGUUACACUAUGCAGUUUGUUGACAAAGUACUCAUCAAUUAUGCGGCUGUCAUGGGACUGCCAAAGGACCUGAAGCUAGUGGGUAAUCAGUUUACGUGGGCUGCAACUUCUUUUUUCAUUGCCUACUUGGUUGCGGAAAUCCCCACCGGAUACUUUCUUCAGAGGGUGCCGGCGGCAAAGUAUUUGGCCAUCAAUGUAGCACUUUGGGGCGUUGCUACUGGCUGCACCGCAGCUUGCAAGAGCUUCACAGGUCUUCUUGUUGCAAGAAUCUUCCUAGGCAUAUUCGAGGCUGCAAUUGCGCCUUGUCUCACCAUUAUCACUAGUAUGUGGUACACCAAGAAGGAGCAGCCCGCCCGCUUCGGGUUCUGGUACUGCGGACUCGGGCUCGGCCAGAUCGUCGGCGGCAUAAUCUCCUACGGCUUUCAGCACGUCAAGAACGCCUCGCUCGAAGGCUGGCGAGUCAUGUUUAUUGUCCUUGGGCUCGUGACCGUACUCAUCGGCGUUUGGACAUUCUUCUGCCUCCCCGACACCCCUAUGAGCGCAAACUUUCUCGAGGAGAGGGAGAUCGUUCGGGUACUGGAGCGGGUCAGCGAGAACCAAACCGGCGUGGAAAAUAAGAAGUUCAAGAUGUCGCAGGCGGUAGAAUUAGCAAAGGAUCCGCAGAUCUAUCUUAUGCUUAUGAUCACUGUUUUGUGUUCGGUUUCAAGUGGUGUUAUCACAACUUACUCGGCAACCCUGAUCAAGAACUUUGGCUACACGUCGCCCAUUGCGGCCCUGCUCAACAUGCCCUCUGGCAUCAUCAGCAUCGGAGUCACCAUCCUCUCCGGUAUUGCAGUGGGUAUGAGCUCAAACAGGUGGUUGUGGAUCGCCGGCUUAGCUGUUCCGGGAGCUCUUGGUGGAGCCUUGAUGUCGUUCCUGCCAAAUAGUAACAAGGGUGGUCUUUUAGCGGGUAUCUAUUUGGUCAAUUCGAUCGUCGCGGUAUUGAUCAUUGUCUUUAACUGGGCCGCUUCAAACAUUGCCGGACACACGAAGCGGUCUAUCGCCACGUCUCUGAUUGCGGGUGCUUUUUCAAUUGGAAAUAUCAUUGGCCCUCAGACUUUCCAGGCAAAGGACGCGCCAAACUUUUAUCCUGCAAAGAUUGCGGUUCUUGUUACCCAGGCCGGUGCAGCACUAUUUGCGGUCCUGCUGAGGUUCUACUAUAGCUACCAGAACAGCUUGAAGGAGAAGUGUUCGCAAGAGUUAAACGAGCAAACUGAUGACACUAUUUCUGAGGAAUUCAAAUGGGGAAACAUGACUGAUAGGGAGAACACCCGGUUCCGUUAUGUCUACUAA